Hemisphaericaspora subhashii is the source of this 2628-nucleotide messenger RNA. RefSeq names its product Ssy1p (gene SSY1). Gene Ontology annotation, biological process: amino acid transmembrane transport. The coding region runs from base 1 to 2628 and encodes 875 amino acids. The transcript has a single exon. Gene Ontology annotation, molecular function: amino acid transmembrane transporter activity. NCBI's taxonomy places the organism in Eukaryota, Fungi, Ascomycota, Pichiomycetes, Serinales, Debaryomycetaceae. The record is from RefSeq and is a predicted model, not a curated record. Gene Ontology annotation, cellular component: membrane.
AUGUCAAACGACCUGCCAGGUGUCGAAAACGAUCUGAUAUCUGUGGUCAACAACGGAUUAUUCCCAAGCUUAUCUCCAAGUGCAUUUAAUCAAGCGAAUACGGACCAAGCGUUAGAUGAUGGAUAUUCACAAAUAGCAACUGAAGAAUCUAUAGAACAAUUCAGAACUGUAUUUAGAAGAUCUGAACAAACAGGGGGCAUCCCUCUAGAAGAAAUCGAUUUAUCACUAGCUUCCUCAGGAGAUGAUGAUGAUUCUAGAGCGACUGGUGCAGAUUUUGGUUCAUCGUUUAAUGGUAAUGACGCUGAAUCAGUGCGAUCAGAUUCAUAUUCGGUUGAUUCAUCAAUCUUGAAUCGAAUAGCAGACGAUAUAGUUAAGGAUAAUCCCAUACCUGAUAGUGGAAGGUUUAAAUUCCUUCGAUAUUAUGAACGAUUAAGUAAAGAAAGAAACAAGCAAGCUCAUGUUACAACUAUAUUAGACAAUAUGAAGAAUGAAGGAGAUAUCCCAUUACAAUCCGUCCCAUCUAGUAGCAGUUCUAUUUUCAAUAUAUCAAAACUAGAUGAUUUUAACAAAUAUGUCAAAGAAACAGCCUUGAACGAUUCAAUCUAUGCCAAAGUUAAAAAGAAACUUCCUCAUACCCAUGAACUGGAUCAUAAUGUCCUCAAUGUGAUACCAGAAUCAGAUCUAGCUGAUAAUUUCUACGCUGGAUUUGAAUCCGAACAACAAAAAACUCGCAAGCAAUCAAGAUUAAAACAUUACUGGCAUAAUAAAAAACAUACCGCAAGUCAUUCAGCCACUCGAAGUGAUAUAAGUGGACUUAAUUUCGAAACCGACCUUAACAGUCCAAAUUCCGACCAAUCAUCCACCCAAAAUGAAAAACAUAGACGAUUUCUUAAACGUGGAUUAAAAGUACGACACCUUCAAAUGAUCUCUUUAGGAGGGACAUUGGGUGUUGGAUUAGUAUUAAAUUCAGGAAAAGCAUUCACUAUAGCAGGAGGAUUUGGGACAACAUUGGCGUUUUUCUUAGUUGGUGCUAUUAUAUUGGCCACGAUGGUAUCAUUUUGUGAAAUGGUCACGUUUGUAUCUGUGGUAGAUGGAGUUUCUGGAUUAAGUUCCCGAUUUGUUGAUGAUGCAUUUGGAUUUGCUGCUGGUUGGUUAUAUUUCUUUUCAUUUGCAUUUGGAGUUGCUGGAGAGAUUGUGGCAGGGGUGAUUAUGUUAUCAUAUUUCCCGAAUUUGAAGACGACUAGCAAUCCUGCGUCCACGGGUGGGUUUGUAACUGUUUUCUUAGUUUUGAUGGUUCUGAGUAAUUUAUUGGAUAUUCGUAUAUUUGGUGAGAUUGAAUAUAUUUUGAGUUUUAUCAAAUUGUUAUUCACAUUUAUCAUGAUGAUAGUUAUGGUGGUAUUAAAUCGAGGUGGGUUUGGUAAUGAUGUACUUGGGUUUAAAUAUUGGACAUAUCUGAAAUCAGAUUUUGCAAAUAAUAUAAUAUUUGGACUUUUUAGACCAUCAUUUAAUUUGCAUGAUGAUACAGGUACAACUCCACCCGACGAAGGAAUAGGUGGGGAUUUAGGAAGAUUUAUGUCUUUGGUGGUUGCGAUUUUAGUCGUGUGUUAUUCGUAUAGUGGAACUGAAAUAGUUUGUAUUGCCGCUUGUGAAGCCCAAAAUCCAAGAAAGGCACUUCCAUCAGCCACCAGAAGAGUCUUCUGGCGUAUUAUCAUAUUUUAUUGUUUAUCCUCAUUUUUAGUCUCAUUGAAUAUUUAUGCUGGUGAUCCAAGAUUGUUAAGAUAUAUCCGAGGUGCUGGAUUAAGUCAACUGGACUUUGCCAACAAUCCUGCUAUUGCGCUAGCAGGUGGUAUGCAUUGUAAUUAUGAUGAUGGCUUAUUUGCAGGAUACGGAAGUGGUGCUCAAAGUCCCUGGAUUGUUGCUCUUCAGAGUGUGGGACAAUGUAAUUUUAGUGCAUUUGUUGAUGCCAUGUUGGUGUUUUUCGCGAUUAGUUGUGGUAAUGCACAAUUAUACGUUAGCUCAAGAACGGUUUAUUCAUUGGCACUUCAAGGAAAAGCACCCAAAUUCUUAACUUAUUGUAAUAGAUAUGGAAAUCCAUAUUAUUCGGUGUUAUUUGCUGGAAGUUUUGGCUUAUUGGGAUAUUUAUGUAUAUCUGAAUCUGCCACAUCUGUAUUCCAAAAUUUAACUAGUAUAGUUGCCGCAUCCGUUAUUGUGGCAUGGUUUGCUAUGUGUUUAGCAUUUGUGAGAUUUUAUUUCGGAUUAAAGAGAAGACCAGAUAUUUUAAGUAGAGAUGAUAAGUCAUAUCCCUAUAAAUCACCAUUUCAACCAUAUACAGCCAUAGGUGGACUAAUUGGCACAGGAUGUAUAAUGUUUUCCAUGGGAUUUGUGGUAUUUUUAGAAGGAGAAUGGAAUACAAUGUUUUUCUUUUCUAGUUAUGGUACCUUGAUGGCAUUUGCUAUAUUAUAUUUUAGUUAUCGAAUAGUUAAAGGCACGACUAUACCUAGUUUAGAUCGAUUAGAUUUUGAUUCUGGAAGAACCGAAAUGGAUCGAUAUAUUUGGGAUGGAGGAAGAGAUUAUAAUGUUAGAAGUUUUAAAGAUGUUGCAAGUCGAUGGAUAUCCUUCCUUGCAUAA